Molecule: messenger RNA, 1599 nt
Organism: Plasmodium malariae
Lineage: Eukaryota; Apicomplexa; Aconoidasida; Haemosporida; Plasmodiidae
Product: Plasmodium exported protein, unknown function
Exons: 2
Coding region: 1-1599 (532 amino acids)
Source: RefSeq, a predicted model, not a curated record
AUGGAAGACUGUUAUGCACAAGGUGUUUUAUCAUCAAGAACUUCCUUAGUUACCUUUCGGAAGAAUGGUAAUCACGGGCAUAUAACAAAUUCUUUGGAAGGGAUAGGAGAAAAAUCUAACAAAAAAAGAAGAAGAUAUUUUGUAAUUUCCAGAUGCAUUCAUAUAUUGUUACUUUCUAUGUUAUUUCUUUUGUUACAAAACGUGCACAUGCGUGAAGAAUCCGUAAUCUUAAAAUUACAAAAAAGUAAUAAAUGCUCAAGAAAACUAAAUGAAUCAUUUUCUAGAAAUAAUGAAAAUAAUUGUAGAGGAUAUAAUACUAGAACUUAUAAUUAUUCAUGUAAAAACUUAGAAUCAAGAAAUUAUAAUAAUAGUUAUGAACAAGGUCUAAUGAACGCUUUUCAAAGAACAAAUAAUCCUGAUGAGAGUUUAUGUAUGGAUAAUAAUAAAAAACAAAAUUCUCGUAGUGAUAUAUCUAAUACAUAUAAUAAUUUGAAUGAAAAUGUGCAUGGUGGUAACAAUGGUACAUAUAAUAAUUGGAAGGAAAAUGUGCAUGGUGGUAACAAUGGUACAUAUAAUAAUUGGAAGGAAAAUGUGCAUGGUGGUAACAAUGGUACCUAUAAUAAUUUGAAUGAAAAUGUGCAUGGUGGUAACAAUGGUACAUAUAAUAAUUUGAAUGAAAAUGUGCGUGGUGGUAACAAUGGUACCUAUAAUAAUUUGAAUGAAAAUGUGCAUGGCGGUAACAAUGGUACAUAUAAUAAUUUGAAUGAAAAUGUGCGUGGUGGUAACAAUAGUACCUAUAAUAAUUUGAAUGAAAAUGUGUAUGGUGGUAACAAUGGUACAUAUAAUAAUUUGAAUGAAAAUGUGUAUGGUGGUAACAAUGGUACAUAUAAUAAUUGGAAUGAAAAUGUGUAUGGUGGUAACAAUGGUACAUAUAAUAAUUUGAAUGAAAAUGUGUAUGGUGGUAACAAUGGUACAUAUAAUAAUCAAGAUGAAAUUACGUAUUAUUAUAAUUACUAUAAUAAUAGAAAUAAUAAUCCAAAAAAUAAAUUUUAUACAUAUGGAUCCGAUAAAUAUAAAGAUAUGAAAAUUUCCCGUGAUAUGCAUAGCACACAUCAAAUGGGAGUAGAUAUAUAUGAUGAAGAAAAUCGACAUGAUGAUUCAGAUUCAGAAUCUGAAGAAUUAUCCGAAAAGGAUAAACUCAGAAAACGCAUAAAUAAUUUAGGCAGAAAGGUAAAUUUGGUAGAUAUGCUUGAAAUAUUUAACGCUUUAAUGAGUAUAUAUAGAAAAAAAAUAAGCAUAAUUCAAGAUAGUAUGGUUAAGAAUUCUGAUAAAUUAGGAAAAAAACAUAAUAUACCAAAUAUGUAUGUAACUAGUCAUAGCUUGGCAGCCCAAAAAAUCCUUAUGCAGGAUGUUUUAGAUUUUGAAAGGAAAUUACGUAAAAGUUUGUAUCGUUAUAUUAAUAUGGGAAGUGGGUCACGGGACGAGUUUACGAGUUUUAUAAAAGAAGCUGAAAGUAUAUGGAUUAAAUUUAUUAAAAGUUCGAAUAGUAAAUGGAAAUAUAACCUUUAUAUGCAAAUUAAAAGAUAUGCCAACAAAUAA